Mercurialis annua (annual mercury) is the source of this 630-nucleotide messenger RNA. RefSeq lists its product as uncharacterized. The record is from RefSeq and is a predicted model, not a curated record. Bases 1 to 630 code for a protein of 209 amino acids. Lineage: Eukaryota; Viridiplantae; Streptophyta; Magnoliopsida; Malpighiales; Euphorbiaceae. The transcript has 2 exons.
AUGCAAGAGCUAGCUUGGGAGAACAUGUUGGAAAUGUUGACUGACCACAAUUAUGCUGCGAGAAAAUAUGAAGCAUAUAAAAACCAACGAGAAAGUGUGAAGCACAUAUUUACUCAGCAUUCUUCUCAUGCAGAGGUUGCUUAUCGUACUCGAUUGACAGCAGUAUUGGAUGUUAUUCGAUUCUUACUCAAACAAGGAUUAGCUUUUCGAGGACAUGAUGAGUCGAAUGAUUCAUUGAGUAGAGGCAACUUUCUUGAGUUACUCCAAAGGGAUUGUGAGCAUAAUGAAGAGAUUGCAAAGGUGUUAAAUAUUAAUACUCCAGGAAACAAUCAGAUGACUGCUCCAAGUAUUCAAAAAGAAAUAGUGAAUGCUUGUGCAGAAGAAGUGAGAACUACUAUUAUUAAGAAUAUUGGAGAUCGUUUUUUCACACUCAUGGUUGACGAAUCCCGCAAUAACUCUGUGAAAGAACAAAUGGCUAUUAUGGUGAGAUAUGUUGACGAUCAUGGAGAAAUCCUUGAGAGGUUUCUUUCAAUUGAGCAUGUAGCAGAUACUUCAUCACAUACUUUAAAGGAAGCUAUUGACAAGUUUUUUUCCAAGUAUGGACUAUCAAUAUCUAGACUGCGAGGAUAA